This is a messenger RNA of Melampsora larici-populina 98AG31, 429 nucleotides long. RefSeq lists its product as uncharacterized. Bases 1 to 429 code for a protein of 142 amino acids. The transcript is spliced from 2 exons. The record is from RefSeq and is a predicted model, not a curated record. NCBI's taxonomy places the organism in Eukaryota, Fungi, Basidiomycota, Pucciniomycetes, Pucciniales, Melampsoraceae.
AUGAAGCAGGUGAAUAGGGGGGGUAUAAAGAGCGAGGGAUUACCUUGUGGUCUGUUCUCAAGUGGGACCCAGGAAUCGUCGUCCUUGUCUGACUGUAGUAAAGGACUGUCACGGAUUGUCGUCCUGUCGCCCAGGUUCUCGGAGGGGGUCUGGUCAGGGCCGGGGGACGGUUCUGGAGUAUAUCCAUCCUCGCUACCGGGAACUAAUAUGAUCGCGGGAGGAGGAGGAGGAGGGGGUUGCUGCCGACCACGACUUGUGUUGCGACGGGGGGUCUGCAGAGGGGGGCCUGGUGCUAGGCCAGUCGCCGUCGAUCUUGACCUUGUCAUUCUCGCUUCUCGUUCCUCCGCGGCCCGUUCUUCAGCUUGUGCUAUGGCUUUGUCCAUGUUGCCGAUUGUGAUCACCGAUGUAAAGAUUCAAUUGGGUUUCUAA